AGCUCUGCUGGACAGCGAGGGCCUUAUGGGAGACACGUGUCCGUCAAACCCAUCAAGAGACGUUUCCAUGACAGAUGCAGCGUUCUAUCCUCGAGGGGUGAAAAAGAAUUACAGAACGCAGCAGCCUGCUUCCUUCUCAUCUCUCUAUGUUCGAACAGCUCCAACUGCAACACAACUGUGCAGCAGGAAACCCACAACUUUCAAUGAAACCCCAAAGAUUUCAAGGAAACCCGCAGAUAUAGAUGCAACAAAGUCAGCAACGUGGGAGACCCCUUAUCCAAAAAUACUGCAGGACGGGGCUGUUGAAAAUUUCAGGCCACAGGAGGUUCAGGAGAUAGUCACUUAUGCUGAGCCUCUGUCGCCUCCUAACGAGCAGGAGGCUUGUGUUCCACUGACAUCAGAAGAAGGUGGAGAGGAGGUUGAAACACUGGAGUCUGCCGUCAGUCGUCAGGUUGAGUCGAGCCUCCGCAGCGAGCCGGCCUUCAGUGAUGAAUUUAGUCUCCAUCAGUUUACAGCACCCAACUUUACACCACACCGUGUGACAGAGAAGCCCAGCGAUGUCUCCCCUGAAUCUGAGGAAGAGCCUUUUGAAGGUCCUGCAGAAGAAGAAGCUGCUCCAGCUGAUGCACUGGGAAGGAAAGAAGUGGAGCAUGUGCAGGAGGUGACGGAAGAAGUGCUUGAACCAACCUUUGAAUCCAGGACAAGAGAUCCAGCAUCUGAAUGUGAGGCUGCAGAAAGUGUCUUUAACCAAUUAACCGACGUCAGCGGACAUGAAAACAGCUCAGAUGACAAUGCUGCCGAGAUAAGACAAGACAUCAGCUGUUCUGUGGUGGGAACGAAGGAGACGGAUGUUGAGGAUAAGUUGUUGUACCCUGACGGAGAAGAGAUGGAUACGUGGGACAGUGUUAUCGAGAGGAAGAUUGAUAUGAAGGCAGACGAUGGCAUAAAACAGGAUGAAGCAAUAAGACAACAUGCUGAACCAGAGGACAUAUCAGCAGGAGAACCAGAGCAGGCCAAGAGAGGAAUUAUCCGGGAUGUCACCACAGACGACAACAUGGCUGCUCCAGGGACAGACACACAAGUAGAUGAUGAUGGACAAGAACACGGACCAGCUCCUGACAAUGAAGAAGAUGAUGAAGAGGAGGACUCUCAAAAUGUCUCAGUGUCGUGGAUUCCCGAGCUGGAGAGCGACAGCUACGCUCAGGAUAACACUCUCGCUGACACUCGACCUCUGAUUCGAUACAAAAGCGACGAGACUGACGCCAACACUCAGGCAUCACACAUGGACGAGAGCGAGUCCAGUGAAGGUGAGCAGGAGAAGAGGCUCGGAGAGACGGGGAUUGGAACGUGGAGCGAAGGCAAGUCGAAGAGAUACGGAACUAUGGAGGAUUUGUGCGAGGAAGUGGAAGGGGAAGUAUUGGAUGAGGAGUAUGACCUGGGUUAUACUCAUAUUGAGCAUCAGACAUCGGAGAAAGACACAGAACGUGUAGAAGAAAUGAACAAGGAAGUCAAAGAGAAACAUUCAGACGAAGAGACUGAAGAAUUUACGAAACCCACUGCACCCAUGAGUGUCGAGUACGAUGAGGAGUUAGAGACAGACAGACUUGUGGAGCAGGAGCUAGAGAGCCUGUCGACGGACAGCUUCAGUUCUUACCUUGCACAGCAGCAGGUCAGUGAGAGCGACGAGAUGCUUCCAAAAGAGGCUGGAAAAACAAAAACAGAUGACGCAACUCUCUGUGCAGAAUCUGGAGCAUUUUCAAACACAUUUCUAGAUCACCCAGAUGAGAAGUCGCAUGUCCAACGCAAAGAUGAAGAGGCUGCAACUGUUCCAGAGAAAAGAGAGGAUGAACACAACGUCUCUAUGGUGACACAUCCCGACCUCAUCAACAGGCCUGACAUGGAAGAAAUCAGCAACUCAGAGGAUUCAAACUCAGAGCUUCAGGAAAACCCUGAUGUGAAACCUGCAGAUCCUCAGGAACAUCUGGUUGAGGAUGUUGUCGACUGUCCUUAUGUUCCAGAAACAGGUGAAUGGGAAGUCCUGGAAAACCCAAGCGAGGACUCUGUAAUCAGAGACCACGCUGAUAAAAAACCGGAUAAUGUGCCGGACUCAGCUGAACGUCACCUCCAGGAAGACGGAGGCUCUGGCGAGGGGGUUGUGACCCGUGAAGAGGAGCACCUGGAGAUCUCCCCUGACAGCCUACCUGACGAAAGCGAUAUCUUUGCAGUGGAGGACUCGACCCAACAAUUGAACACAAGCAGAAAAGACAACAAUGUCCCUGGUGUUUUCAGCUCCAGUGUGAAGACAGACUUCUGGGCGUCCUCCUCAGAGACCGGCGCCACCUAUCAACCAGAUGACGCCUGUAUUGAACAAACCAAUCAGAACCUAGAGUUUGGCGAGAACCCAGUUUGGGGCAUGUCGGACAACAGGAACGUGGUAAACGGGAACUCGCUGUCAGCUGAGAAAGAGCAGGAACACAAGUCUGAGGGGAAGCAGGUGCUGAGUAGAAAAGUUGAAGCGGAGUUUGUUCAUUCUGAGGAGUCGGAGGUUGAGGGCGAAUCCUGGUCAUCUGGGGAGGAGCAGGUUUAAGAAGUGGUGAGAAGAUCGAUUUCAACCAGUGUUAAGCUGAGUCUCGAACGCAGCAGGAGAUUCUCUGGUCAGUCGCGUUCACGUUACAGAAAUCUACGAAGCGUUGAGGUGAGGGGCGGAGAUCACGUCUCUUUGUUUGCAGCACAUCCACACCAGCAUCAGUCCGCUGCUCGAAUCUCAUUCUCGUCUUUCCAAGUUGAAAUCUCCUCUUUCUCAUCCUUUUCUAAGAAACAUCAUUUACCUCGCUCACUCACUAUCGCUGAAUCCUCCAGAUAAUCUCCUGCUGUGUUCUCACAUCAGCCCUCAGACAUUUUCCAGACAUUCUGCCGGGGGGGCUGGCGGGAGAAACUCCGGGAUAAUGUCCUGAAAGCAACUGACCUGGACAUUUGUGUUCUCACUUACAGCCGCUCUGGAGAAUGUCAGGAGGAUAUCUGGAGUUGAGUGCAGGUCUGAGCUUAAGUGGAAGGAAAAUUAUGUUUGAUGCGUUUACUAUACAACCAAAAUCGUGCCUUGGUGCGAACCUCAGUGACGCUAACCACCGAUGUGCCAACUGACUGAGCUCCUGUCUUGUUUCCCUAAACUACAAAAGUUUUUCUCGCUGAUUGUUCAGAUUGCUCGGGGGGGUGGAGGGAGGUUGUUUCUGCAUGAGGGGACGGCAUGAGGACAAAGAAGGUCGUUUAAAAGUCAAAGAGUUUAUUGAUCGCUGCCUAAUCUGAUUUUACUGACUGAUGGAAAUCAGUGAGACCAGGAGAGAAGGAUUCUCUUCACAGUGAAUGAAACUAACAGCCAGUGUCUUCUGCUGUGUCACUGGACCAGUGAUCCCCUUUGCAUGAUGUGACGGAGACACUGGUUGGUUGUUUACGAUGUGUUAUUCAAGAUGAUUGUUUGAAGAAGAAAACCAGUUUAACUUUUUACUUCCACCCUUAAAGUUAUUCUUUUUUCUUUUGCUGCGGUACAUUAGAAAUCCAAAAAUAAACUUUAGAUUAUGUGAAACACA
Molecule: messenger RNA, 3584 nt
Organism: Paralichthys olivaceus (Japanese flounder)
Lineage: Eukaryota; Metazoa; Chordata; Actinopteri; Pleuronectiformes; Paralichthyidae
Source: RefSeq, a predicted model, not a curated record